UCGUUUAUCAUGUUUAUCCUGAUAUUCAUUUGCAUAAAAUGCAGCAGGGAUGAAGGGCUUCUCCUUCUGCCUGGCUCCAGUGCUGAGGUGCCAGCAGCACGUGGCUCUGGCAUUGGCAUCCCUGGGCUUCGGGUAUGCACUGAUGCAUAACGGGGUGAAAAGAGAAACAGCUCUGGAAUUCAGCUCAUUCCAAUGGUGCCUGUGAACCCAGCUCCGUGACUGCUUUCCUCUGUACCCAGUGUGCUACGAGCACAGAACAAAAAGGAAUAUUCUGUCCCAGUGUGGUGAAUCAGAAACCCUUCAGAAAUCAGUUCCCAUAGACCAGGGCCCUCUCCACAUCCUUCCGAAGAAAUUGUCAGCCUGAGAGUUCUGCUCUCAUUGCUUUUCAGUAAAGUCAGACCGGGAUCCUGGAGCCGAGAUGUCGUAUGUCUGACUCAUGCAUCAUCACUGGCAUUUACCACUAUCUGCAUUAACUGCAGUGCAGGAGAAUCUCCUUUCUGAUCUGAUAUCCAGGCUCGUACGUGGCUACAGAAAUUGGACUCUUGGAUGAGAUUCAGCUGACCAAACUUAUGCUUUCCGAGAAAGCAGUUCAUUUCUUCCCAAAAUACGUGUCUCCACUGGUCACAUGAAUCAGUCUAAAUGAGCCAGGAGGCCAGGAAGGCUCAGCUCAGAGGGAGACAUCCUCUCUGUAGACAUCUAAAAUUAGUUGAAAUUAGUCUUGGAUGAGAUGGAUCCAAAGGUAGUUAAUGCUUGAUGCUUUUGAAAGAGAAAUUACAGCUUCAUGGGUAUGGGGCAGAAGACUGCACCUCCUCAAGGGCUCUCAGAGGGACUUUGCCCCUCUCCUGUGUCCCCAGCUUUAGCUGAAGGAGCAGGUAGCAGUUCCCUGCGUUUGCCUUGGGGUGGCUUCUCCCCAAGAAGCCCUCAUCCCACACAUCGUGGGGUGAGAUCCCCUCCCCCCAAGGCCUCCAGGGUUCUAGAUUGCAGGUGUCUCACAAAGGGCAGGAGGUUUCCCUUCUCCAUGGAAACCCUGCUGCCACCAAACAUAUCCCAUCGUGCACAUACCAAGGCUCCUCUCCUGUCCUGGGGAGGGACACGGAGGUUCACCUCUCUGCCUGCAGGUUGCUGGUGGUGAGGUGCUGUCAUCUCAUCUCUGCUAGGUCCUUCCAAGCUUCAUCUUCUGAGCUGUCUGGCUCCAUAGGUGCUUACUGCUGGAUGUGUACACUUUGCAAUGCAGAGAUUGGAUGAUGUCAGUCGUACUCCAAACACCAGUUUGGGGUAUGCAGGGGUCCUACAGCCACAUCUGAAUCCCCUUCCUCCUUCCAGGACCCACAGCAAGUCUCUAGAUCCCUUGCCCCUUGGGGCAGUGGGGAGGAGAAGAUCUGGUAUGCCGGCUGGUGACGGAAUGACUUCUUCUGGUCCGGGUUCCUGGUUCACCACAGAGGAUGCAAUGAGGAAACCAGUGCAUUCAAAGCCACCUGUUUCACUGGGUAUGUACAGGAGCAUGUACAAGAAGGACUACACAUGGAAGGAGGAGAGCAAACCACCCACUGAGGAGGACGUGAAGAAGCUCAGAGCCAAGGAGUUUGCCGUGCCCCAGGAGCCACGGGCGAUGCCAUACUAUGACAAAGCUGUUGGGGAAGGGAGAGAGGUCACACAAGAAGGCAUUGCCCUCAGUCCCAGAGUGCUGCAGCAGGCUCAUGAAGAGCAGAGAAAGCACUUCAGUUCUGACCUUCCCCUUGCAGAAAGCCAUGCACCAAAGCAGUACCUCACCACUGAACUGACAGCAACCCCGGUGGACAGACUGGAGAGACCACAGGGUCUCAGGGGGCUGGAAAAGGAACUGUCCUCUUCUCAGCACCUUCAGGCCACUGUUGGUGGCCCAGGAGAAGCAGGGAUGUUGCUGUAUAGGCAGAAGCUGGAUCCAACCUGGGGUACCUACCAGCACUUCAUGCUGGAUGCAGGCCAGGCCCUGCAACACGAGGCUCAGCAGAACAAGAACAUGAACCUGGGCUCAUCAGUUUUGACGGAAGAGUGCUUUGACCAUGACCGGAGAAGCACCUACAGCAUCGACUUCCAGGGCCAGCCUGCAGCCCACAGUGGAAGCUGUAUAGCAAAUAAGAAUCUAUCUCACAUUUUCACUGAAGAUGAACGCUUCCACAAGAACCACUGGGUGUCUGAAUACAAGGACAACUACAGCAUUCACUUGCAGAAGCUGAAUCGGGCAUCUCAAGGCCACAGUGCGGAGCUUGGCUCUGCCUUGAAGCCCCAGGGGCUGUCCUCCCAGAGUGAGGUUGCACCAGACACAGCCCAGUGAGUGGUGCUGCAUGAGCAGAGUCAGCUGUCCCUACAGUCAACGUAUUUCCAGCAAUGGCAGAACAAGGUGACAUCCAUCUCCAUUUUUAAAUGGCUUCGUGGCCAGAAAAGAUUGGUUUUGUUUUGUGAACAAAUAUUGCUUUGAAGGAAUCCCUCUUUCCCCCAGUUUCAUCCCCAGGAAGGAGAGAAAAAGUGCCUGAAUGUGAGCUCCAGCUUCCUGGAGACAGGCAGAAACCAGAGGCUGGAGAUGACAGUCACCCACUAAACCACUUCAGUGUGUAGUGCAGAUGCCAUCCUACAUUGCAAUGACCGCUCUUCUGGGACCAUCACUGCCUGAGUCACCUCCUCAUAAAGCUGCUCCCAGAUUCAUGUUUUCCACAGUUACUUCACAUCCUAUAAUAGAGGUUUUACUAUUCAAA
Messenger RNA from Gallus gallus (chicken), 2732 nucleotides. RefSeq lists its product as uncharacterized. The transcript is spliced from 7 exons. Lineage: Eukaryota; Metazoa; Chordata; Aves; Galliformes; Phasianidae. The record is from RefSeq and is a predicted model, not a curated record. The coding region runs from base 1229 to 2314 and encodes 361 amino acids.